This is a messenger RNA of Pogonomyrmex barbatus (red harvester ant), 1406 nucleotides long. It is a transcript of the gene exp, whose product is annotated as expansion. The record is from RefSeq and is a predicted model, not a curated record. Gene Ontology annotation, biological process: regulation of DNA-templated transcription. NCBI's taxonomy places the organism in Eukaryota, Metazoa, Arthropoda, Insecta, Hymenoptera, Formicidae. Gene Ontology annotation, molecular function: protein binding.
UUAUCAUUGUCUGUCUUAUGUGUGUAGGAUCAUAUACAAGAAGUCUUAGACAAAUGGAAUCAAAUAGAUGAUGAAAUUUGGGCAAAAGUUAUCGUCUUCGAGAGGAAUAGACGAGUUGCAAAAGCGUAUGCCAGAGCACCUGUCCUCACGAUAAACGGUUCGAAUGACGGAUUCGAUGGAUUCAGGAUAGGACUUUGCGGAUUUGACAAUCCCAUGCGGGACCCGAAAACGGAGGAGGCCAAGCGUCACAUAAACCAGGGAGUUAAAAUAAAAAUGGACGAGCAGGGCAAUAUUCUUAUCAAGAGAUUGUGUAAAAAUAACGUAUAUGUAAAGUCGACGAAUCAGGAGGACAACGCGAUCGGUCCGGAGAUCAUACGCAAUUCGCAGGGUGCACUCGAACACGAGAAACCCGGAAAGUUGUUUGACAUGAAUAAAUUCCAAACGAAUCUAUCGCGAGAGACACGAAGGGCCUAUCCGGACAGACGGCGACUGGAGAUGCAAUGCCUGAGCGCUAUCAUAUUCGUGAGAACGGAAGCUGAUUUGCUUCAGUGCCCCGUAUGGGUGCUCAUCGUCAACGUGGUCGGAUUGGACAUGCUCAAGUCGAAGCUGCCUCCAGUUUUAGCAUUACAAAGGCCGGUAGACAUAAAGAAUAGACCGAGAAUACCAAUUCCCGACGAAGAUCCUUACAGUGUGGCCGGCGUGUCGUCGUCCGUAGGUCCUAGUGAAAUAAUGUCAGCGGACAGAGACUCGCGGGAGCAAAUCUAUAUGCAAUCGACAAGUUACCAGCAUCGACGCACAGAGAGACCGCCGAAAUUGCCACCUAGAGAAAAUCUCUACGGCCACGGCAUCCCUAAACAUUUAUUGUUUCAGCCUGACUAUGACGAUAUAGAAGACGACUAUGGCAGGGCGAUGAAGCAUCCCAUGAUGGAGGAGAAGCGAAAGCAUGACGAUAGGAAAAAAUACGAUGAUCCAUAUUAUUGCGGGUUACGAGCACGUGUGCCUAAUUUCGUCAAAAUGGCAAGGAAUGGUCAUAGUAAGAUGGGUCCUCCCCCGCCUCGAGGACAUCCCAGGACACAGCCGGCGCCGUCUUACAUGGGCGCUGCUUACGCUAGUAGUCAAUCCUCUCAGAUCUACGGACAUUUACCAGCCCAUCGACCACCUAUUAUGUAUCACGCCAGAAGCUUCGAAAGCGGGCUUGAUUCGGAUAACAGGAACGAAUCACCGUAUAAUCACAUAUACGGAAGGUUACCGAUUCCAACGAGAGGCGUAAUACCUCCGCCUCCGCGUGCUAUGUAUAUUGGAGAGUGGGAUUAGAUGUAAGAACUAUCUCGGCGUUUGUACUUAUAAACUCUCUCUCUCUGUAUAUUGUUAAUAUACCACAUAAAUACUCAUAUUUUUAUGCUAGC